Linum trigynum is the source of this 3251-nucleotide messenger RNA. The record is from the annotation of a GenBank genome assembly. NCBI's taxonomy places the organism in Eukaryota, Viridiplantae, Streptophyta, Magnoliopsida, Malpighiales, Linaceae.
CCUCCUGGUAAGAUCCCAAUAGGCUGCAAAUGGGUAUUUAAAGUAAAAUACAAGUCUGAUGGGUUCAUAGAACGUUUUAAAGCUAGGUUAGUUGCCAAAGGUUAUACUCAAACUUAUGACAUAGAUUAUUUUGAUACUUUCAGUCCUGUAGCUAAGAUAACUGCAAUAAGGGUUUUGCUCAGUUUAGCUGCUACUAACAACUGGUACCUUCACCAAUUAGACGUUAAUACAACCUUUCUACAUGGCAACCUUGAUGAAGAGGUUUACAUGGUUCUCCCCCUGGCCUCUCCACUGACCCUGCUGAUGCAAACAAGGUUUGCAAGUUAACCAAGAGUCUAUAUGGAUUGAAACAAGCCAGUAGACAGUGGUUUCUCAAGCUGACAUCAACCCUCAUUUCUCUUGGUUACACACAGUCUAAAUCAGAUUAUUCCCUAUUUAUUAAAAACAAACCCAAUUCCUACACUGCUUUACUUGUUUACGUGGAUGACAUUGUCUUAACUGGAAAUGAUAUGUCUGAGAUCAAUAGAGUCAAAGAACAUUUAGACAAAGCUUUCACCAUAAAAGAUCUAUGACAACUUAAAUAUUUUUUUGGAAUGGAGAUAGCUCUAUCUUCUGCAGGUAUACAUAUGAACCAGAGAAAGUAUGCUCUGGAGCUACAUGAAGAUCAGGGAAUGCUAGCCUCCAAACCUGCCAACUCUCCUCUUGAACCAGGUCUUCAACUAUCCAACACAGCAGGUGAUCCUCUCCCUAAGGAUGAAGCCACCAGCUACAGAACUCUUGUUGGAUGCUUGCAGUAUCUCUGCAACACUCAUCUAGACUUGCUGUUUGCUGUGAAUUACCUGGCGCAAUUUGUUAUCAGUCCACGAACACCUCAUCGGCAAGUCAUCCAACGAGUUCUUCGUUACAUAAAGGCAGCACCAGCUGAAGGACUUCUCUUCUCCGCCAAGUCAUCCAUGGAUCUUCAUGCCUAUGCUGACUCUGAUUGGGCAGGGUGUCUUGACACCAGAAGAUCAACAUCAGGCUAUUUUGUUUUCCUCGGCCGCUCUCUGAUCUCCUGGGCUGCUCAGAAGCAACAAGUGGUUUCCCGCUCCUCUGCAGAAGCUGAGUACCGAGCACUAGCAGAAACUACUUGUGAACUGCAAUGGUUGUCGUCUCUGCUCACGGAACUCCACCAGACCAUUAAGCUUCCAUUGCAGGUUCAUUGUGAUAGCAAAUCUGCUAUUCACAUGGCGUCCAACCCAGUCCAGCAUAAGCGCACGAAGCACAUAGAGCUAGACUGCCACCUUGUGCGUGAUCAAGCCCAAAGAGGGUUCCUCAAUGUCAUAUACAUUCCAACAGCGCAACAACUUGCCGAUCCAUUCACAAAGGCUGUUGGAGUUUCCACCUUUCAGGAUCUUAUAACCAAGCUGGCCAUUCAUUCCAUACAUGGUCAGCUUGCCGCAGGGGGGGGGGGGGUGUUGAGGGAAACGGUAACGUUUCCAUAUAGAUAGGUUGUUGGUUCAUGUAUGAACCGGUUAGAUAGGUUAGGAGUUAACCAAUGUAUAGUUAGUUGAGUUGUAUAGAAUCAUAUAUAAAGGGAAAGUUGUAUCCCUGCACAAAUACAAUUUCCAGUUUACUUCGUUCAAUCUAUUGAAUUCAUUGAGACUUUGACAGUGUGAAAAGUUAAAAUUUAUUUUCAGACUUCUCUUAAUGAUUCGAGGUUAUUCUUCUUUUUUAUUGAAUACCCAAAACAAAAUAAGUCGAGUUAUGAACGGGAUCCACAAGUAGUUAAACCUUCCAAAAAAAUUUAAUUAACUCAAUGUACAGAAAUUAAUUAUUGUGAUGAUUAAAGUAUAUAUCUAGGUAUUUAAAAUUGGUUUUGUGCCGACAAGGAAGGACAAGUUGGAAGGGCCACUUGUAAUUAGCUUAUCAUAUAGUUGUCAUUAAAGCCUACUAAUUAAUGAUUCCCAGCAUCAAAUCGGUAAAUCCAAAAGAAAUCAUCAUUCAUUACAUAAUAAUCCAAAUGUGCUUAUUAGAGAGGGUUCAACUUUUAAUUCGUGUUAACGGAACUUUGAUUGGUCUUAAGGUCCCAUGAUCUGAAUUAACCCAACCCAUCGAGGAACGAGAAGUCGAUAGAUUGCCUAAGUUUAUGAUAUAGACGGAAUUAGUUGGGUUAAAGAGAUUGUAAAUUAUAAAUUUGACCAACAAGUGCUUAGUAUUUAGUUGUAAUACCACCGAUUUAAAACUUGGUUUCAAAUUCGACUAUCUUAAAUAGUACCAAACUAAAAAUUAAACAUAUAUCAUUCUUAUAAUUUUUUUAAUAAAUUUGGUGAAUGAUUCUGAUUUAAAUAUUCAAUUUCUUACUCUAAUCUUAUCAAACUUGUUAGUUACACAAAAUAAAUGAUUUUAUCAGUCCAACUACUCAUAUAUCACAGUUUGAGUUUGGAGAAUUACGGGAUCGUUUGGAUGGGUUAAUUGUCAAUGUGGUAUUUGUAAAGUCAAAUAACUCAUUUAUUGUUUGUGUGGUAUUUCUGUGUUAUUUCAGUGGUAAUUGAAAUAAAGUAUUUCGUUUGGUUGAAUCAUGCAAAUGUGGUAUUUGGUAAAAGCAGAGUGAUAAAACGAGUUAUUUCGAAAUAACACAUGUGUAUGAGUUAUUUCAAAUAACUCGUUUUGGGUUAUUUGUAAAUAACUCACUGUCCAAAUAAUUCAUUUCAGUAAAACGCUGCCAAACGAGUUAUUUGUCUCCAAAUAACUCACAAAUACUAAAUGUAUUUGCUGGCUACCAUAACUGGAUUCGGAUACCACUUGUUAUAAUGGUUGAGCAAUAGAUAAAGUAGUGAAACAUGCAUACAGAUUUAUCGUCCAUUGUAGUUAAAAGAAGAGAUGGAGUUAAGGAAACUUCAGAGUGCAGUGCCUCAAACUCUCGUUUGGAGAUGGUCGGAAAUUUCGUCCUGCCGAAUUGGUUGACGGUGAAAGUGGUGCAUGUGAUGAAUGAGAUAGGUCGUUUUGGAGAAGGAUUCUAAUGAACGUGACACUCAGCCAGCCCUUUUUCCCAGUAGUUUCCUUUCCUCCCCGAGGCAGCUGUUUCGUAGAGUUGAGUUCACCCAUACCCAUCCAUGGCCAUGGCAAUUUCGCGGUUAUGUGACCGGUUUAGCAUUUUUUUCUGGAUACUCCGUUUCUCUUUUGCAAGACAUGUCGACAUUGACGCGCACUGUUGUUUGGUUUUGAUGAUUGUUUGGUUAAAAUAGUUAUAAUGAAUGCAUUGUUUAUAA